Molecule: messenger RNA, 366 nt
Organism: Pyricularia oryzae 70-15
Lineage: Eukaryota; Fungi; Ascomycota; Sordariomycetes; Magnaporthales; Pyriculariaceae
Exons: 2
Coding region: 1-366 (121 amino acids)
Source: RefSeq, a predicted model, not a curated record
AUGUGCAUGGUUCAUGUCGCCACUCCCUGGGACCCGACCGGAAACCAAAUGAAAUAUCAGAAGAAGGCGCCCUCCAAACUUGAGCUGCAUUUAUGGGAUAACACGAAAGAUGCUUCCGAUGUAUAUAGAGGCUUUCCCAAUGGAGCAUGCGAAGUGCAGAUGGAAAAGGAAUUUCCAAGCGGGUAUAGGAGGGCAGGAACGAUUCUGCUGACUCCGAUGACCGACACAGGAGCACCUGGACGGUAUUUGCAUGGCAAAAGCUGUGUUCCAAGACCUAACUUCAGGCCAACCUGCGCCCGCGCCCUCGCGGCCCGAUUAUGGCAGAUUGCCUGCAUUGCAGCGCUGGAAGGUUUUUACAAAGUCUGA